Molecule: messenger RNA, 1091 nt
Organism: Amblyraja radiata (thorny skate)
Lineage: Eukaryota; Metazoa; Chordata; Chondrichthyes; Rajiformes; Rajidae
Product: guanine nucleotide-binding protein G(I)/G(S)/G(T) subunit beta-3-like
Exons: 9
Coding region: 29-1051 (340 amino acids)
Biological process (GO): signal transduction
Molecular function (GO): protein binding
Source: RefSeq, a predicted model, not a curated record
CCGCUGUAACGACUUGAACUACUGAAACAUGGCCGAGAUGGAGCAGCUGAAGCAGGAGAUGGAGUCACUCAAGCAAGAGAUCGCGGAGGCGAGGAAAGCGGUGUGUGACAGCAGCCUGUCGCAGGUGAGCGCCGGUGUGGACGCCGUGAGUCGGAUUCAGAUGCGGACUCGGCGCACCCUGCGCGGGCACUUGGCCAAAAUCUACGCCAUGCACUGGGGGACGGAUUCGCGACUUCUGGUCAGCGCCUCGCAAGAUGGGAAGCUGAUUGUCUGGGACAGUUACUCCACCAACAAGAUGCACGCCAUCCCACUGCGGUCCUCCUGGGUGAUGACCUGUUGCUACGCUCCGUCUGGUAACUGUGUGGCCUGCGGCGGUUUGGACAACAUGUGUUCCAUCUACAACCUGAAGUCCCGCGAGGGCAAUGUGAAAGUGAAUCGGGAACUGGCGGGACACAACGGUUACCUUUCCUGUUGCCGCUUUCUGAACGACAACGAGAUCAUCACCAGCUCCGGGGACACCACCUGCAUUCUCUGGGACAUCGAGACGGGCAAGGAAAAGACCGCCUUCCUUGGCCAUAGCGGUGACGUGAUGAGUCUGGCGGUGUCGCCCGACUUCUCGCUUUUCGUGUCUGGGGCGUGCGACGCUUCGGCCAAGCUGUGGGACAUCCGGGACGGCCGGUGUCGUCAGACCUUCCUGGGCCAUGAGUCCGACAUCAAUGCCAUUUGCUUCUUCCCCAGCGGGCAGGCGGUCUGCACGGGGUCGGACGACGCCAGCUGCCGCAUUUUCGACCUGCGCGCCGACCAAGAGGUGGCGGUUUACGCCAGCGAGGGCGUGCUGUGCGGGAUCACGUCGGUCGCCUUCUCCCGCAGCGGUCGCCUGCUGCUGGCCGGCUACGACGACUUCAACUGCAAUGUUUGGGACACGCUCAAGGCGGAGCGCUGUGGAGUUCUGUCGGGACACGACAACCGCGUCAGCUGCCUGGGCGUUCCCGAGAACGGGAUGGCAGUGGCCACGGGUUCCUGGGACAGCUUUCUGAAAAUUUGGAACUGAGGGCCGUUCAGACGGACUCCGUCCCACCUUCCUCCACCCC